ACGUCCCGCCCGCUGCCCGAGAACUAGUUAUAAAAAGAAAAGUUCGAAGCCGACCUUAUUAGGAACGGGACCGGAGGUGGCGUCGGAUGACUUCCGGUGUCGCACUCCUGGCUUAGAGUUGCCCAUCGUGUCUGCUGCCCAAAAAAGGAACGGGGCCGAGUAAAGUCGCUUGCCUGCUAUUCAACGGGAAAGGAUAACGGGCGGAAAGAGGACCCGUUUCCUCUUAGGAGUGACUGUUCUGCAUAGGAGGCCUCUGUUGGGCAACGAGCUGCAUAUAAAUCCCCGACAUAAGUCUGGCCCCCUCUCACCCCUCCCAUAACACCUGACUUCCCUUUUAUUGUAAGAGUGUAACGUGGAGAGCUAAGUUACUUCUUUAGCGGCCCCGCGGCCUCAGCAUCGGAAAACAAGGAAUGCAGUGGCUCAUCUCAGUUGCAGGUGGCUUUCCAGCUCGCCUCGCGUCCUUGUAGGGGUCAGAAACAAAAAAGACCUGCAGCGCCGGAGAAAUAACGGGAGAGGAUAGAACGAAAUGUUUUAUGCUCAACACGUUCCUUUCCUCGGUAGUUCCCGUUUGCUUUCGUUGGUGGGGUGCUGCCUGGAUGGCUGGUAGGAAUUCCUGCGAGGGAACCUGUCCUGUCCCUGCCUGUCUGGCGCAGUGACUCCGGAAGUGCUGGCUGGAGGGCGAGGACGCCAGCAAUCCUGCUUUCUGGGCGAAUUAAAGUGGAUGCCUUUGGAGCCUCUUCUUCAAUAAGGAAGCUUUUGGACCAGACUUCCCGGAGCGCAGCUGGACCUGCGGGCUGGUUUAGGAGGAGAAAACCCCGUUGGCGGAUUACACUUUUUCCUUCCCUGACUCUUCAUCACUUAUUUUGAUGAGCUGAAUGACAGCAGGUUAUAUUUUAGAGGGUCCCCAUAAAGGCAAGGAAGCUGCUGUUAUUAAUAGCUUGAAACUUCACAGCAAUGCUGCCUGAACAGCAAGUGCAAGAAAAGGUGCUUCAGUAUGAGGCUUUUAUCAGUGAUGUUCUGCAGAGAGAUCUCCAGAAGGUGUUGGAGCAGAGGGAUGAGGUCUAUGAAAAAAUUGCUCAGUACCUUCAACUCAAGAAUGUUAUUGAGCGAUUACAGGAGGUAGGAAACAAGGAGCUGAAGACACAAGUAGACCUAGGCUGCAAUUUCUAUGUCAACGCAGAAGUGCCAGACACGUCCACUAUAUUUGUAGCAUUGGGGUAUGGGUUCUUUGUGGAGUUGACGCUUUCUGAGGCCCUCACGUUCAUUGAGAAGAAAAGCAAACUUCUGACAGAGCUCAGCGAAACCCUCACCAAAGAUUCUGCCAAGAUUAAAGCCAACAUCCGGAUGGUUUUAGAGGGCUUGCGUGAACUCCAGGGUCUCAAGGAUCUGCCUGAGGAGACCAGAAGGGACAUCUUUCUUUAGGCUACUAGCCUUGCCUAUCCAGAAGGAACUUCCCAGCAUGCUGGAAGAAGAGGUCAUGACUUGGGCAUUUUGAUGGCAGCAGGGACUGUGCAUCUAGCUGGCAGAACACUUCUGAGUGUGAUAUGGUGAACAUGAGACAGUGAUAGGACAUUGUGAAGGGGGCAACUAUUCUUAGAGUGAGAUUGACUAGUUGAAUUCUCUGUCCCAUAUACUUGCCCCCUUUCUAUCUCUGCUCACCAAAGCAGUGUUUCUGAGGAAAAAAUACAUCUCAAUUGUUAACAAGAAUAAAAGUUUUGCUUUCUAA
Pogona vitticeps (central bearded dragon) is the source of this 1726-nucleotide messenger RNA. RefSeq names its product ubiquitously expressed prefoldin like chaperone (gene UXT). Lineage: Eukaryota; Metazoa; Chordata; Lepidosauria; Squamata; Agamidae. Gene Ontology annotation, molecular function: transcription corepressor activity. The record is from RefSeq and is a predicted model, not a curated record. Gene Ontology annotation, cellular component: mediator complex. Gene Ontology annotation, biological process: negative regulation of transcription by RNA polymerase II; positive regulation of transcription by RNA polymerase II.